Molecule: messenger RNA, 2290 nt
Organism: Gigantopelta aegis
Lineage: Eukaryota; Metazoa; Mollusca; Gastropoda; Neomphalida; Peltospiridae
Product: serine/threonine-protein phosphatase 6 regulatory ankyrin repeat subunit C-like
Exons: 2
Coding region: 337-1455 (372 amino acids)
Molecular function (GO): protein binding
Source: RefSeq, a predicted model, not a curated record
CACUUCAAAUGUACGGAAAUGAAUAAAAUCUAAGUAAAGUAUCAUUUCAGUUAUCAAAAACGACUCUAAUAGUAAACAAUAUGCCUUAGUGUUUAAAAACUAGGGUCUGUCCCUUUAACACCAUCAGCUAUCAUGGAGGUCAAACAUUAAUAAUUCUGAUAUGUACAAUGUACAUGUAAUCUGAGAAAAUAUUUCUACAUUUUUCCAUUUGCAGCAAGGGAUUCUUUUUAAUUCACUUUCCCGCACAGAGGACAGCACAUACCACGAGUUGUGACUAAUGAGUUGUUAUGACCAAUUAAUAAAUAAUCGUGGAUGUUGUAUUAACACACGGCUGAAAUGGGUCACAUGUUGUCGCUGGUUCCUCGGGCUGGAGCUCUGUUCAGCGAUGCGGCCGUCACAACCCCCAGCAAGACGAAGGCGGAGAUGUGUCAAUGCGUGUUGGCCGCCGCAUCCCGCGAUAACGUGUCGUACCUGAGGCUGUACCACCUCAACAGCAGGGACGGCAUCGCCCACCUGAGGUGUCCGACGACCGGCUCUACUCCACUGCAUGUCGCCGCCUUCAACAACAGCAUCAAGUGCGUGGACUUCCUGUUGUCCGUCCACUGCGACCCAAACAUGGAGGACGGGUCGCGUGAAGUCGCGCUUCACCUGGCAGCGAAGACCGGCGCUCUCGACUGUCUGGAUUCUCUGAUCCACACCAAACACAUCCGCCUAGACAUGGAGGACAACUGGGGGAGGACCCCGUUACUCAAGGCGAUCAUCUACAACAAGAGAAAAGCCGCGUACAAGCUACUGGCCGCUGGGUGCGAAGUCAACAUCCGGGACGCGACCGGGUUGUCUCCCCUUCACGUGGCAGCAAGUUACGGGCAUAAGAAUCUUCUGAAUCGACUGAUAAGGAUGGGCGCGGACGUCAAUGCUGUGGACCGAAACGGCCGCACGCCAAUCUGUUCGGCAGUGAAUGGAAGCCGGUUUGCAACUGUCUUGACACUUCUUAAACACGGGGCAGACACCACAUACGACAGCCACGGUGUCUGGCAGCAGACGAUCGUCUAUGACGCCUUUCUCAAACUCGUCCACGCAAAAUCCGGUGAUGACAAGCUUAACAUGAGGGUUGCCUCUCUCGUUCUGUCAGCACACGGUAGAUAUCUGCCAGUGCAGGAGUGGGGAGACUUGCACGUAAACGAGAAAGACAUUGAUGUUUCUCAGUAUGCUGCAGUUCUUAAAAAAAUGGAAGCUUGCCUCAAAGCAAAUGCACACUGUGACACUGGUGAGUUUCCUUUCAAGACAUUCUUUUCGGAGAAGCCCGCAGUGCUGUCGCUGGAGGAACUGUGUAGAGACUCCCUCCGCCAGAACAUGAUGGAAACUGGGAGGAAUGUUGUGUGGGUGUGUCAGACUCUCGACAUCAAUCCUGUCCUCAAGGAUCUUAUUCUCCUCAACAAUAUCCUUGGUUACUGAUGGCAUUUGAAUGACUGGUCCUCAAGGAUAUAUUCUUCUAACAACAUCCUUGGUUACUGAUGACAUUUGAAUGACUGGUCCUCAAGAAUAUAUUCUUCUAACAAGAUCCUUGGUUACUAACAACAUUUGAAUGACUGGUCCUCAAGGAUAUAUUCUUCUAACAAUGUUCUUAGGUUGCUGACGACAUUUGAAUGACUGGUCCUAAGGAUAUAUUCUUCUAACAAUAUCCUUUGUUACUGACAACAUUUGAAUGAUUGGUCCUCAAGGAUAUAUUCUUCUAACAAUGUUCUUGGUUGCUGAUGAGAUAUGAAUGACUGAUCCUCAAGGAUAUUGUUUAGAGCUGGGCGGUAUACCGUAUAUACCGCUUAGUAUUGAUAUCAUGUCAAUACCGAUUUACCAUACCAAGCAAAUUUCAAAAUACUGAAAUUUUGGUAUUAAAAUAUGUUAUCCACAAUGUAGUAAAGCACUAACAAUAUAUCUCUUGAAUGCAAAAUAGCUGAAAAGAAGAAAGAUGAGGGCCUUGUGUAUGGAAUUUAGUUUUAUUUAGAUGAAAUUAGCAUGUAUGACUUAACUCAGGCAUGCAUUCAUAGCCGAUUAUACCGAAAAGACUGCUCGAUAUCGGUAUCGGUAUUGUAUCAAUACCGGAUAGAAUACCGAAUACUAUACAAAUACCAAGGUAAAUCAUCCCAAAAAUACCAGUACCAAUGCAGAACCUGAAAUUUCAAGACCGCCAAGCUCUAAUAUUGUUCUAACAAUGUUCUUGGUUACUGAUAAGAUAUGAAUGAUUGGUUGUAUAUUGUUCUAACAAUGUUCUUGGUUACUGAUAAGAUAUGAA